Molecule: messenger RNA, 2314 nt
Organism: Salmo salar (Atlantic salmon)
Lineage: Eukaryota; Metazoa; Chordata; Actinopteri; Salmoniformes; Salmonidae
Product: type-1 angiotensin II receptor
Biological process (GO): calcium-mediated signaling; G protein-coupled receptor signaling pathway; neutrophil chemotaxis
Cellular component (GO): external side of plasma membrane; membrane
Molecular function (GO): C-C chemokine receptor activity; C-C chemokine binding; angiotensin type II receptor activity
Source: RefSeq, a predicted model, not a curated record
UCUUUGGUCCAGUAGAGUUGAAUCAGGAGCAGCGACGUUCAUCACUGCAACGGAGGAGGUUUCUCUCUCUCAAUCGCUCUGUUCCUCUACUACUCUAUUCCUCUACUACUCUAUUCCUCUACUACUCUAUCCCUCUACUACUCUAUCCCUCUACUACUCUAUUCCUCUACUACUCUAUCCCUCUACUACUCUAUCCCUCUACUACUCUAUCCCUCGCUCCUUAUCUCUGAGUCUCCCUCCUUAUCUGUGUCUACCUCCUUCAGAUUGAUCUCCUUCUCCGAAGCAUCGGCAGCCCACUGGUACCACAGGACUGACUGAGGCCCCAUAUCGUAUUUGUCCCCCAGACUGAGCCCCCCCCCCCCCGUCAACCAUCCGCUCUUUGACCUCGCCCCCCCCCCCCGUGGAGCUGUUAAAACCUGAUAAUGGAGAACAUUACGGCUGUUGGAGCAUCGACCACAGAGACAGGAGGCAUCCAUCUGAACUGCAGCAUGUCCGGGAGGCAUAACUUCAUCUUCACCCUGAUCCCGGUAGUUUACAGCUGUAACUUUGUCAUCGGCAUGGUGGGGAACAGCAUGGUGGUGGCUGUCAUCUACCGUUACAUGACGCUGAAGACAGUGGCCAACGUGUUCGUCCUCAACCUAGCCAUCUCAGACCUUACCUUCCUGAUCACCCUGCCCAUGUGGGCCACCUUCACAGCCACAGGCUACCAGUGGCCCUUCGGUGGGUUUCUGUGUAAGGCCAGCGCUGGCUUGGUUAUGUUUAACCUCUACAGCUCCGUCUUCUUCCUCACCGCGCUCAGCAUCGACCGCUACCUGGCCAUCGUCCACCCGGUGAGGUCGCGGCAGCGCCGUACUGUGCUCUACGCCCGUAUCACCUGCGUCCUGGUUUGGCUCUUCGCCUUCCUGCUGUCCGUCCCCACGGCCCUGACCAGAGACCUGAUGCUGAUCACCAACUACAACAUCACCACGUGUGGCGUGCUGCACCCUGAGGGCUCCAGGCACCUCCUCCUCCUCAUCAGCCUGAUGAAGAGCAUCCUGGGCUUCCUGGUUCCCUUCCUCAUCAUCAUAUCAUGCUACUGCCUGAUUGGUCAAGCCCUGGUCGGGGCGAGGAGCAUCCAGAAGACCACCCGGUCGAGAGACGAUGAGGUGUUGAGGAUGCUGGCAGCGGCUGUCCUAGCUUUCUUCCUGUGUUGGGUGCCUCACCAGGUAUUCCACUUCAUGGAGCUGCUGGCCCAGCUAAAGGUUGUAACUAACUGUGUGAUGGUGGACGUCAUCGACACGGCCAUGCCCUUCACCAUCUGCAUCGCAUUUCUCAACAGCUGUGUGAACCCCAUCCUCUACGGCUUCGUGGGACAGAACUUCAGGAAGAACCUGUUUCUACUGCUCCGCUGCUCUCCCGCUGGCCUGGCCGGGACACAUCCCUCCAUCACCUCGAAGAUGUCUACCCUGUCCUACCGCCCCUCUGAGGCCCUGCACCUCACCAACAAGAACAAUGUAUGAUGUGAAGUGAGGAGAGAAACAGUGUGUAGCUGUGUAAUUCCUUGGCUUUUCUGGUUGUGGUGAAGUGAGGAGUAUGGAAGGAUACACAUUAUGGAUGCCUCCUAAAUACGACCCCUAGUCCCUAUAUAGUGCCCUUUUGGGCCCUUGGUCAAAAGUAGUACACUGUAUAGGGAAUAGGGUGGCAUUCUCUGGUCAAAAGCAGUGCACUAUAUAUAGGGAAAAGGGUGUAAUUUAGUAUACAUCCCCGACUGUUAUACCAAGCACUGAACCAUGGUUAGAAGUUGUACCGUAGAACUGUAGAGAAAUAUAGGUAGAACACGGCUAUUAAAUACUGAGGGAAUGUUCCUUUGUCUCUAAAUCAUAUGAGUUGAGUCCAUGAGACAGGUCCGUUCGCUGCCUUGAACAACAUACAGCAGAUGUACAUGGUUAGCUAACAGAUUUCAUUGUAAUGCAGCUUUAGAACAAAAUGUCUGCAUGAUUUCUUUUUUUUUUUUAAACUGAUGUGAAAUACUAUCACUGUGCUUUGGUAUACCUGUUUUUGUUGUUGUCACGACGGGUACAUAGAUAUGUAAACAGAAGCAUACAUACAGUAUUUAUACUGCACAUUCAGUAAAUGUUAGCUUUGAGUAUACUGUAGCUGAGAUGAAGUUGGUGAGUGAGAAAGUUACUGACGCAGUAAUAUCUUUACCCCUCACCAUUAUAAUAACAGGGGAGGUUAGCAUACCUCCAAGACAUGCUAACCUCUCACCAUUAUAAUAACAGGGGAGGUUAGCAUACCUCCAAGACAUGCUAACCUCUCACCAUUAUAAUAACAG